Molecule: messenger RNA, 6557 nt
Organism: Homarus americanus (American lobster)
Lineage: Eukaryota; Metazoa; Arthropoda; Malacostraca; Decapoda; Nephropidae
Exons: 5
Coding region: 578-5488 (1636 amino acids)
Biological process (GO): negative regulation of transcription by RNA polymerase II
Cellular component (GO): nucleus
Molecular function (GO): protein binding; transcription corepressor activity
Source: RefSeq, a predicted model, not a curated record
CAGGCCUCCCCAUCCUUCUCCAGGCCCCUCCCAUCCUUCUCAGGCCCCUCCCCAUCCUUCUCAGGCCCCUCACCAUCCUUCUCAGGCCACUCACCAUCCUUCCCAUGCCCCUCCCCAUCAUUCUCAAACUCCUCGCCAUCCUCACCCCUCCCAAGUUCCACCUCAUCCUUCUCAUGGCUAUUCUCAGCCCACCCAACCCCCACCACAUCCCUCCAAAGCUCCAUCCCACCCUUCUCAGGUUCCUCCUCACCCAUCCCAGAGUUAUCCCCACACCUCUCAAUCCCAUCCUCGCCCAUCACUCCCACAUCCUUCUCAAGCCACCACCCAACCAUCUCAGACUUCCCCUCGUCCAGCCCAAUCUCACCUCCAUCCUUCGUCACACCAUGUUCAUCCAUCGCAUCCCCAUCCUUCUCAACCUUAUCCCCAUUCCCAUCCUUCUCAACCUUAUUCCCAUCCUCACCCCUCUCAGCCAUAUCCCUACCCUGUACAAACCCAACCCCAUCCCUCUCAUGCUCAUCAUUCUCGAGCCCAUGGACAGCAUUCUCAACCUCCGUCUCCAAGGACUCAUGCUUCUCAGAUGCGUUUACCCCAUCCAACACAGCUUGGUCAUCCCAUGUACUCUUCCCACCAGGCCUCUCUGCAACACACUUCCCAACCUCCUUCAUCUCAUCCUGCACAUAGGAAUCUAUCUCAUCCCUCUCACCCUCAUCCUCCUCAGGGUCAUCCUCACCAUGCCCAACACCCAAAUUAUCAACCUCCAAGGCUUCCACAUCCAUCUGUCAAACUUGAAAAUGUUCCUGGUGCCACUCAAUACCCUGGGUAUAUGUAUCCUCAAUAUUCUGCAACCAGGCCAGAUAUGGGACCAGUAAAAGGUCAGCUUGAUCCCACCAGUCACCACCCUAAACCUUCUUCAGUAAAUCCCAGAGCACCUCAAGAUUGUGAUUUAUCACGGAUACGUACAAAGGGUGAACAAAAAGCAUUCGAUCCUCGAAAUGCAGAGAGUGGCAAGUCAAGUGUCAGAAUGGAUCCUUGGCCUCAUUGUCCCCCAAGUGUUCAGGGCAUUCAUCAACCUCAUCUUGCUGAUACAACUGAACACUCAACUUAUAAAAGCACAAAACCACUCACCCAAACUCCUCAUGUUAUUGAUUACAAAGAUAGGUCAAAGAAUUCAAAUGUUUUUGAAUUCAAGGAAGAGGAUAGUAAUAAAUCAGACCAACCUCAGUCAACAAGCAAGGUGCUAGAACCAGGCAAGGCAGCUUUAGCAGAGAAGCUUCAUAAGAAAAUCCAAAGUGCUGAAAGCCUCGAGUCACUUAUACUUAAGAAAGAAAAUGAACCAGAUCCCUGUGCAGUCAAGAAGGAAGAACCCUCUGAAGAAAAUGAAUGGGAUUUCAGUCUAAACAAAUUUAUGGAUGAUCUAGCAAUGAAUCCUGAAGGAGUAACAAGUAAGAAAAGCAAAACUCUUGGAAGGCGAUAUCUCCAGAAAGUUCAAAUACAAGAAGCUAUUGACAAUGAUCUCAUUGUGCCUCCUCCUAUGGAUAAUGCUGAAGAGGAGGAAGAGAGUGAACCAGAACCUCCAGUUAAAUUCCGUGGGAAGUUCAAGAGCAUCAAGGAUAAAAAGGUUGAACGUUUAAUCCUAACUUAUGCAUCACAUUCAGAUGAAAGUGCCACAGAAAUGAUUCCCGACGAGGACGCGAGUGAUUUUGAAGAAGAACUGAAGCGAGAAAUAAGAUCAAAAGACAAGAGACGAGGUCAUUCAAGGAAGAUAACAAAAGAAUAUGUAAGCAGUGGAAGUGAAACAGAAAGGAAAAACAAAAAAAGUAGCUUUGGAAGAGGAAAAAAUAAGGAAAACAAACCAAAUAACAAACAAGACUCUGACUUUUCCCUCAGCAGUGCCAGUGCCAGUGGUAGUGACAGCAGUUCUAGCAUCAGUAGUGAUGACUCUGAUAGUGAAGAUUCUGAAUCAGAAGAGGAAGCCAGGCCACGAAGAAAAGGAAAACAGAGGUCAGAUAGUGAGGAGGAGGAGGAGGAGGAAAAGAAGCCAAGGAGAAGGGGAAGAAAAUGGGAUAGUGAUAGUAGUGAAUCAGAGGAAGAAGUUAUUCCAAGACGAAGAACAAGAAGGGGUUACAAAUCAUCAAGUGAAGAGGAAACAUAUAAAGCAUCACAGAAAAAUAAGAAGAGAAAAAAGAAACAAGACUCAAGUGAUUCAGAAGACAUACCUUUGAAGAAUCGAAGAAACAAAGAGAAGAAAAAUUGGGAAUCAGAUGAAGAAGAGAGUAUUGAAACAAGAAGGGGCAAGAAGAAAGGUGGGACAGGAAGGAAACAGCAGAAAAGACGCAAAAGGGAUGAUUCGGAUGAUGAGUCGGAUACAGAAAUAAUUUCUAGAAAGACUAGAGGCAUGAAGAAGAAACUCCAAGAAUCAAAGAAGAUUAAGGGAAGAAAGCGAGUAACUAGUGUAAGUUCUUCCUCAGACUCUGAUGAAACAAGUGAGAGAAAAGAGAAGAAAAUAAUUGAGAAAAGAGAGAAAGGCAGCAAAAGGAAGACCAGGAAGUCUGCUGAAGACUCCAGUGAAAAUUCUGACAUUCCAACUAAGAAGAAAAGUCAUCUUAAGAGUAACCUUAUAGUUGAGAGUGAUGAGAGUGAGGAUCUGAGAAAGAGUGAUGUUGAGGAUAAAAGCGCUGCUAAUAGGCCAGUGGUACAGGAAAAAGAUGGAGAUGAAACCACAGAUAAAGAGAAUACAAAUAAAAAAACAGAUGACGCAGAAACACAGGAGGAAGAAAAGGCUAUGGUCUUUGAAGAUGAAGGUGACUUUGAGAAUGACUCUGUGAUUGAUAAAUUGAAAAAGAUACGCGACGAAGAAUUAAAUAGAGAUGAUGUCAAAGAAAUGAAAGUGUGGCUGAAUGAAGUAAAUAUUGACAUAAAAAAACAACUGGGAAAUCUUCAAGAGGUGGCUUUUAGGCAUUGUUGGAAAAGGCCUCAAUUUGGAGCAGGGGAUGAUUUCCUCCAUGGAUGGCAGACUGAUGUAAAAAAAUACAAGGAACUAACAGCAAGGUUUCCUAAGAAACUCUGCCAGGCUGCCAAACACCAAGGCCCUGUCUCGCCAAGUAAAAGUACACCCAAAAAAGGUAAAGACCGUGAAUCUGGUAAAGAUUCACCUUCUAGACAAGGGUCCUCAUCCCCUGCCAAAAAUACUCGUAGUAAAUCUGGAAUAAUCAAGACAAGUAUGGCAGUAGCUGAGGAUGAUAGAUUGAAGGUUGCAGCACGGCCAGAGAUUAGCAGUGUUAUGCAAAGAUUUUUCGAAAAGGUUUUAGCAGCAGAAGCAGGCAGCGAUACCACCAAAGGUGGUCUUGCAUCCAAAAAAUUCAAUCUUGGACCAUUCCCAGCUUUUGGUACUCAACGAGUUCCUACAGGCCUCACACCAACACCAUCAGUAGCUCCCUCUAUGAUGGCCAGUGAUGAUUCAGAUAUGGACUCCCUUGCUAGUCUGAGAACAGACCUCCCAGCAUCUGACAGUAUCCCAGUAUCUAGAAGAUCAAUAGCUAGCAGCCUAUUGAAAAAGUUUGGCCGUAAAUAUAAUGACAAAAAGCUCAACACUCUGUACCUCAACAAACCUAGACCAAUACUGGAAGCUACAAACAAACCUCAACUCUUGCCCACACCUGGAAUGCCCACAACAGAGAAGGAUCUUGAAGAUAUGUCUCCUGAUCAACUUAAGAUUGCCACAUUCUUCAGGAAAGAAACAGUUACUAACUAUAGAGAUAACUUUGAAGUCGUUGUGACUAAAAAUGGAAUUAAUGAAUUUACACCAAUCCUGUAUAAAUCAAGAACCCGCAACAAAGCUAAAGAAAUUCAAGAUGCUGCAACAGUAAAAUCUGUGUUUGGUACAGACAUUCCCCCACAUCUUGUGAAGAAAGCUGAGGCUAAGAAAUCUAAAAAAAUAUUAAAGAAAGCAGAGAAGAAAGAUGAUAUAAAACUCCCAGUAAAAGAUGAGAGUUCUCCUGUACCUGUAAGCCGUGCAAGUACUCCUGGUGGGUCUGUAUUGGCUCAAGGAGACGAGGACGAUGAUUCUGAACUUCGCAGUGAGCGCUCUGAGUCUGUCCUUGGAGAGUCUUCUGUUCCUAGAGCAGCUAAGAGGGUACGACGGAAAUUCCGCAAAUUCAGAAGCGGUUUUGAUUAUAUCCGUAAGAAGAAAAAAGUGAAGCCUGAUGAUGAAGCGACUCCAUCUAGAAAACGCUUGCCUGUACGCAAGCAUGUGAAUUGGCCUGAAGAAAGCCGGGAUGUGGCUGCAGAGGUGAGGAGUUGGGUUGUCAACAAAGGGCUGGGUGAAACUGUUUUGCACAAAGCUGCCAGACUUCAGUACCAUGAUGUUGUUGUUUACUGUGCAGAGAGUCCAGACUUUGACAUAAAUGUUCGUGAUAAUGCAGGCUACACACCAUUGCAUGAGGCUUGCAACAGAGGUCAUUUGGAUAUUGCACAGGUACUUUGUGCUCAUGGUGCUCAUGUCAAUGCUCCUGGUUACAAAGGAAUGAGGCCACUUCAUGAAGCUGUUGAAAAUGGGCAUGGAGAACUUGCUCGCCUCCUGCUGGCAUAUGGAGCUGACCCUGCCCUCACUACUUAUGCUGGCCAAACUUGCCUUGCUCUUUCCGCUGAUGUCCAGACCACACUACUCAUCGAAGGUUACCUAGAUGAUCUUAAGGGGCGGACUGGUGAAAUGUGGUACUUUAAUGGCCCUUCAAGGCUCCUUGAUCCUGAUGAGCAAGGCUGUGAUCUGUUUAGCAAUAUCCCUGUCAGUAAAAGUGUACCAUUGUGCCAGCAUUUAAAAUCCUCCAAUGACACAGACAAACAAAAAUUAGAAUCACAAGAUCUUGAAAGUAAUAGUAUAACAAAACCAGGUGGAGAUGUGGCUCAAACUACUAGUGAGACAAAUUUACAAAGAAAAUCUGAAAACCUUUCCAUCAGUGAAGAAAACAAUUAUUCAAAGACAGACCAACACCCCUCACUACUUCAAGUGGAUAACCUCCAAGACUUAAUUAAAAAAGAAGAAAUUACAAUAGAAACUAAGACAGAGAACAACAAAGAAGAAGUAGAAAAGAAACAAGCACCAGAAAGUAUGGAGAGAAAGGAGAGUGACAACACAGUUAAGAAAGAAAAUCAUGACUCAGAAGAUGAAGAAGGGGAAUUAAAGGAAGUGACCUUAGAGACGAGUGAGGUACCUCUCUUGGAUGUAUAUGAGAUUGAUGGCCGACCUCAUAAGUACUACCUUAUGCUAGAACUCUUAACCCUCCUCAGAAUGACUCAGGCAGAAUUCAUUAUUUCUGCACGGACUAUUGAAACAUUAGAACUGAGUGUAGAGGAAUUUGAGAGUUGUGCUCACAGCUGCAUUGUGGGGUCAUGCAGUCGUGCAAUUGUUGAUACCUGCUCUUGUGUGGUGUUGGUACGAGUCACCCCCAUUGUGGAGAAACUUUUAGGUAUUGAAAUUGUAAGACUUUAAAGACUUUGUGUGCUGUAAAUAAAGUAGUCAGAAAGAAAUAUUACUUUAGAAUUUUUUAAAAGGUUAUUUUAAGCCAAACAUUAUGUGAAUAGCAGUGAUAAAUAUUGAUCAUGUCCGAGUGAAGGAGUCCAGAUUUUUUAACUUUCACUGUUGAUAUAUUCUAAAUCAACAGGUUUUAGCCAAUUUUUUAUGAAUCUACCUUCACUUCCUACUACAAUGAUGUGAUUUUAUAGUUAUGAUAGUGUGAAUAUGCCAUAUACCAUAUACAGUAUAUGUGUUAUUGAGCAACAUUAGUACAUGCAGAGAUAACUUGCUCUGUGAUAAGGUUUAUCAAAGAUAUACAUAAACUGUGAUAAGUCUUGUGUAAAGCCCAAAAGGUGAUAUGCAGACAGCUACAGGAAAUCUUCCACUUAAAUGGAUCUUUGAACCAGGAACUGAUGCAGUGGGCUAAGAGAUGCACUUGAAUAUAAUGACGGGUUUUCCAUUGUACAUUUAUCAUAUGGUAGCUGGAAACUACUUUUUACUCUUAAGUGUAUACAUAUUUGAUUGACCCUUGCAGUGAUCUAUGACAUUGCAAAAGUUUCACCUGGAAGAUGAAAGUAAAGAAUGUUAAAGCAACAUUUAUAAACUGAUAAAAAAUCCAGUAAAAAGUGUAUGUAUAUGGUUCAAGGAAGAUUUUAAAAUGGGAAAUUGUGUGCAAUGAGUUGUUGCAAUUGAUCUAGAGUUAUCACUCACAUUCAUAGUAUCUCAAAGUUCUUGUAUUUGGGAUUACUCUGUACAAAUGAUGCUUUUAAUGAUAGUAUUGUACAUAAAAAUGAAGUUGGAUGUUAGCUUCUCAGCUGUCAGUAGCAGAAACUAUGACCAGAUUACUGUUAAUUAAUGUUUGACUGAUGGAUUAUUGCUGCUGCUGUUGCACCACUACAGGUAACUUAUCCUGCUUGUUCUGUGUGUGUGUGUGCGUGUGUGUGUGUGUGUGCAUCUUUGUAAAUGAAGUCUUGUGCAAUUAACUUAAAUAUAUUUUCUAUGUAAUGUAUUGCCAUGUAAAUAUAUAUUCAGAGGUAUACUAUCU